Mucor mucedo is the source of this 1456-nucleotide messenger RNA. Its product is annotated as P-loop containing nucleoside triphosphate hydrolase protein. Gene Ontology annotation, molecular function: nucleic acid binding; RNA helicase activity; ATP binding. NCBI's taxonomy places the organism in Eukaryota, Fungi, Mucoromycota, Mucoromycetes, Mucorales, Mucoraceae. Bases 15 to 1436 code for a protein of 473 amino acids. The record is from RefSeq and is a predicted model, not a curated record. The transcript has 6 exons.
UAUAUCUGUUCCAAAUGAAACGAUCGCAUGAUGUACACAUUGAUGAACAGGUAGAUUUUGAUAGUUUGUUACAGAACCCUCAAUUGUUGGAAGGUCUAAAGAAGUCAGGGUACGAGAAACCUUCACCCAUUCAACUGAAAGCGAUUCCUUUGGGACGGUUAGGUAUGGACCUCAUUGCGCAAGCCAAGUCAGGUACGGGCAAGACAGUCGUGUUUGGAGUGAUUACGUUAGAAACUGUACAGAUCAAAAUAAAGUCACCUCAAGCGAUGCUUAUUGCACCCACACGUGAGAUUGCGAUCCAGAUUCGAGACGUCAUACGUAACUUGGGACAGACCAUGGAGGGUCUUGUCUGUGAAGCAUUUAUUGGUGGGUUGUCAAUGGCAGCGGAUUGUCAACGCCUGGCAAAGUGUCAUGUGAUGGUUGGUACACCCGGAAGACUGAUGGCUCUCUUGGAUGAGAAACGUAUCCCCAUGGGGCAUCUAAAACUGGUGGUAUUGGAUGAAGCGGAUAAACUCAUGUCAACAACAUUUCAACCUCAGAUUGCCUAUAUUUUUAAAAAGCUAAAGCAACACAAGGUCCUUCAUCAAUCGAUUACGUUCUCGGCCACUUUUACCGAUGAUCUUUUACUGUCCUUAUCCCGAUUUCUGAAAUCACCGCAGACAAUACGAUUGACGGAAGGAGUUCCGACACUUCAUGAGGUGCAACAGUAUUAUGUGACCAUGGAAAGUUCAUCGGGUGACAAAUUGGACAUGUACAAGACAAAGUUUGAGGGAGUAGAAAAGCUCUUGAGUCAAGUGCCAUUUUAUCAAUGCAUGAUCUUUGUCAAUAGUUUGCCUAGGUCAAUUGAAUUGAGUCAAUGGUUGAACGAAAUGGGUUGGAAGUCGGGACAGAUUCAUUCGAAUUUAAACCAAGAGAAACGAAUGGCAGUGAUGGAGCAAAUGCGAGCAUUUAAGUUGCGUGUGCUUGUCUGCAGUGAUUUAAUUGCACGUGGUAUUGACAUUGAUCGUGUGAAUUUGGUAAUUAAUUUGGAUAUGCCUUGGGAAGUGGAGACAUACUUGCAUCGUGUAGGACGUACAGGCAGAUAUGGCACGUCGGGGAUUGCGAUUAAUUUGAUUGGUCCUGAUGAUCAACCUUUUUUAAAGACACUAUCCGAACAAGGCAUCCGCAUCGAUCCACUUCCCCAGAAAGUUGCGUACAAUGAAUUCCUAAAGGAAUUAUCGGAAACAGAUCAAGCGUCCUUUCAGAGACAUCAGUCGAACAAGAUUGAGUCUAAGCCAAUGGUGAUGAAAAAGAAGGAGCAUCAUGCGAAGAAGCAAAAGACAGCUACAGACGCUGCUACACCAGCUGCUACAACCGUUGCACAAGCGACACAGGCUAGACAAAAAUCAGUGGUAUCGCCGCACUAUUAUUUUCAUCCACCGGAUUUGUUUUUUUGAGAGGUAAGGGUCCAAAUAAU